Molecule: messenger RNA, 954 nt
Organism: Plasmodium berghei ANKA
Lineage: Eukaryota; Apicomplexa; Aconoidasida; Haemosporida; Plasmodiidae
Product: protein BCP1, putative
Exons: 1
Coding region: 1-954 (317 amino acids)
Cellular component (GO): nucleus
Source: RefSeq, a predicted model, not a curated record
AUGAAGAAUAAUGGUGAAAUAGCAAAAAGAAAGGAUGGGAAAAAAAAAGUUUACGAUCCUGUAAUAAGUAAGUUGAAAAAAGAAAAGAAAAAAAAAAAAAAGUUGGAAAAAAAAAAAAAAAAAUUGAAGGAAAAAAGUAAAAAUAAUGAAAUAUAUUCUGAUAAAAAGAGCAAUAAUAAAAGUGACAGUGACAUAAGCGACGAGUUGAUUGUUAAUUUUGAUUUAGUAGACCCAGAUAAUAUAUAUAAAGAUAACAUAAAAAUUUUGUUAAAAAAUUCAGAACUAUAUAGUAAUAUAAAAUGUUUUGAAGAAUUAACACAUAUAAUAUGUGAACAACAAAAUAUUGGGAAGUUUGUGUGCAUAUCAAAUGAAAAUGAAAAUGAAAAUGAAAACAACUUAAUCAGCUUUGCAACGAUUAUAAACUUAAAUCAAUAUAACGAAUUAAUAAGUUUAAAAGAGUUUUUUAUAAAUAAAAUUGAAAAAAUAAAUAAAAAUAUUGAACUUGAAGAAAAUCGUAAACAAAUUAAAAUGUUACUCGAAAACAAAAACUUAAAUAUUGGAUUAUUAAUUAGCAAUAGAAUAAUAAAUUGCCCUAUAUGUUUAAUUCCACUAAUCCAUAAAAAUAUAGGCGAAGAUAUUAUAUGGUCUCAAAAUAUUGACGAUUUAGAUCAAAAUGAAAAAAAAUUUUAUUUUUUCGAUUAUAUUUUAUUUUAUACUAAAGCUUAUAAAAAUGUAAAUAACAAUGAUCAAAUUAUUUUUUUUAAUUUUGAAGAAGAACAUUUUUUUAAACAUAAGUUGUACUACUUCAUGUGGAAUAACAAUAAUAUUAAAAAAUUUUAUGAAAUAGAAAAUGAAAAAAAUAAAGAAGCUAAUUAUAAAGAAUUUGUUAUAGUUUUUAUUAUACCAUAUUCAAAAUAUCAACAAGUUUCAGAAGAACUUCAAAAUUCAAUUUAA